AUGAAGAAUUUAUUGUCGCCUCAAACUCUAGAAUGGCUUCAGCAAGAACGUUUACAAGCUAUAGAAAGAGCAAAACUGGCAGAGAAGAAUGCUAAAAAAUUGGCAGCAAAACUCGCUGCAGAACAGGCAGCCGAGGACGCACGUUUAAUUGCAGCACAAAAGGCAAAAGAAGCUGCCAGAAUGAAGGCAGAAGCGGAAAGGAAAGCUAGGGAACUAGAAGUUUUGAGACAACAACAGGAACAGGAAAGACGUCUAGCAGAAAUGAGAGCAAAGGUCCUUGCUGCGGAAAAAGCUGCAGAGAACGCUCGCCUUUUUGAAAUGCAAAGAGCUAAAGAGGCUGCUGCCAGGGAGGCAGACAUACAAAGAAUAGCUAGAGAGAAGGAGGCAGAAAGACAACGUCUGGAGCAGGAAAGGAUUCGAGCGCAACUUGCAAGAGAAGAAAGGGCACGUCAAGAGGCCGAAGCAAGGGCUAGAGAGCUAGCGAGACAGCAGGAAAGACAACGGCAAGAACAGGAAAGAGCUCGCCAAGAAGCUGAACACAGGGCUAGAGAACUGGCAAAAGAACGUGCCCGGUUAGCUGAACUUGAACGACUGAAAAGAACAACGACGACUACACCGGCCCCGGUAGUAGUCAAUCGAAGGCGACGACGGCGGCGUAGGUUAUUCCGGAAUAUUAAAAAACUGUUUGGGAAAUGA
This is a messenger RNA of Pecten maximus, 696 nucleotides long. RefSeq lists its product as uncharacterized. The coding region runs from base 1 to 696 and encodes 231 amino acids. The transcript has 2 exons. The record is from RefSeq and is a predicted model, not a curated record. Lineage: Eukaryota; Metazoa; Mollusca; Bivalvia; Pectinida; Pectinidae.